Messenger RNA from Nerophis lumbriciformis (worm pipefish), 1140 nucleotides. The record is from RefSeq and is a predicted model, not a curated record. NCBI's taxonomy places the organism in Eukaryota, Metazoa, Chordata, Actinopteri, Syngnathiformes, Syngnathidae.
AUGCGUCUGUUCUUCGGCUCCGGCUCCAACGGCGACUCUCUGGAGUUGGUCGUCCCCGGAGGAGAGACCGUGGACGGGCUGCGGACGCGCCUCUCUCGUCAACUUAACGUGCACACGGACAAAAUCGUCAUCCUGCAUAAAGACAAGCAAUUGACUGCUGGUAAACUGCUGGAGCAGGGUGUAGCAGAUGGGAGUACACUGACCUUACACGUUGAAAAUGCUUUAUUUACUUCGAGUUGCAGAAUCGAGAAGAUUGUGGAAGUUCUGGAAAAGCUAACAGAAAGUGAGAUUAGCGACUUCUUGUCUGGCCGCUCACCUGUGGUCAUUCAACUGGGAAUGGGUGCCCACACCAUGCACGUGCAGCUGCAGCUGUCCCCACAGGACGUGGCCAAACUGCAGCUGGACAAAGCCCCCGAAGCCCCUGGCGAGGUCAACACGGGCCGCUCCCCGUCUCACGCGAACGCCGCUCGACCAGCUUCUUCUCAGCUCGCCACAGUCGCGCAUUCUGUCACGUCUAUGGACCGCCACUGCCGAGCCGCAUCUCAUCACUCUUGUCCACACGCUGCUGUUUCAACACCUUCCUUCCCCUCGGCUUGCCCACGAGCAGCCACGGCACUUACAUGUGUCAGGGAUGCCAUUGCAGCACCUCAGAGUCCGUUAACAGCCACCACCUUCAGAGAGUCUUUUCACCCCGCUGUUGAACCAAGCAAGCAACCAGGCGCAGUCAUAGAAAGUUUAGUGAAACACUCUCAAGGAGUAUUCUCCGGAACUUUCUCUGGCACUCUGGUUCCGUGCAAUCAAAGCAGCGACAGCCAUCAUCGACGCGGCGUGAGUAUUAUUCUGCAGAUCCUCGAUGAUCUCCUCAGAGCUGCCUCACAACACCCAAGGGCUCCGACAUCCCUUCGUCCUGCUUCGGAUCCUCUGACACAGGAGCGCCGGUGCGGGGCAGAGCUGGUCGGUCAAGCUCCAGCUGAAGAGGCUCAACAAUCCCUCACCACCUCAAAAGAGAAUCAAACGCUGCACUGCAAGCUAAAGCACUUGCAGUCUCUUUUGGACCAGCGACGUCAUCACAGGCGAACGCGCAGAAGUACUCCAUUUUCUCAAAAACCUCAUCCGUAUCAACGUAACUACUGUCCUUAA